GGAAGGGUUGGGAGGAAGACUGGAAGAGGCGACGGCACGAAAUCUUUCAGAAGGAAGGUAAAGAUAUAAAAAUAAUAAUAGGAAAAUAUGGCGGCGUCAUCAUCAUCCACGUCAUUGUCGUCGGCGGCGGGAACAGCGAGCUCGACGGGGUCCCCAUGCGCGGCGUGCAAGUUCCUGCGGCGGAAGUGUCAGGCGGAGUGCGUGUUCGCGCCGUACUUCCCGCCGGACCAGCCGCACAAGUUCGCGAGCGUGCACAAGGUGUUCGGGGCGAGCAACGUGACGAAGCUGCUGAACGAGCUGCCGCCGCACCAGCGGGAGGACGCCGUCAACUCCCUCGCCUACGAGGCCGACAUGCGCCUCCGCGACCCCGUCUACGGCUGCGUCGGCGUCAUCUCCCUCCUCCAGCACCAGCUCCGCCAGCUCCAGCUCGACCUCUCCUCCGCCAAGUCCCAGCUCUCCAACCUCCACCACACCCUCAUCGGCGGCGGCGGCGCAAAGGAGAACCACCACCACCAGUUCCUCUUCCCCGCGGUGAUGAGAGAGAAUUAUCAUCGUCAAGUGCAACAACCCUCCUCCACCUGCUUCAUCAAUAACUGCGACCCCGGCACCCUUCUCGCCAUCAACAUGAACUCCGCCGGUAUUGGGCCGUUGGCUCAGUUUCAGCCGCCUCAGGCCGACGGCCGACGAACUCCCGUGGACCCAUCUUAAUUAUUUUGUAUACACUCCGCAUCAUUUUAUGAACCACCUCUAUUUCACAAUAUUAUGUAGUCCUAAUUUUUUGCUCAUGUCAUAAAAUAUUUUAAUCAUAUUUCAACCUGAAAUGUUUAAAAUAUAUCAAAUUGGCAGUUUAUUCCAAGUAAAAGUUAUUUUGAGAGUAUUUUAGGUAUUUUAAAUAUUGUAAAAAUGUUUUAUGCAAUUUGCAAAAAAUUAGGACAACAUAUUUUUUUUGAAACGGAUGGAAUAUAUAAUUAAGUCAAAAUGUAUCACUGUUUGACCGAAAAAAAGUGAAAGUGGAAAGAAUUUUCUGGACGGAUGGAGUACAAACUUCACUAUAUAGUUUGGUGUUUGGGGGAAGGAAAAAAAGGGAGAGAAGUAAAUGCAAAGGAGAUGGAUGGGGAUGAUACAUAAAAAGGGGUUCAGAAAACAACACAUCGAAAGAACACAUCCUUAGACAGGAGGACGUAAAUCAUGGUGAUUCAAUCGUUGGGAUUGAUACACACGGAAAUCUCUCUCUUUUUUUGAGAGGUUGCUCCCACAAUGCCGCUGGUGAGGUUCGGUCAUUGGUCUCUUAUUUAAAAUUCCACUUCUGGAACCAGUUGAGUUGCUCAUGCAGAUGACAUGCGGAUGGACAAGAGGAUGUUGUUGACAUCAUCGCAUGCCAGGCAAACGCAAGCCAUAACGUU
Molecule: messenger RNA, 1403 nt
Organism: Cuscuta campestris
Lineage: Eukaryota; Viridiplantae; Streptophyta; Magnoliopsida; Solanales; Convolvulaceae
Source: the annotation of a GenBank genome assembly